AUGACUGAGGCCAUCGACUUCGCCUGGAAGAUGGAGCUUCGGCGUAGAGAGCGGGAAGAAGAACGAGCCAAGAAAGCAUCGGAAAAAACAUCUUCUGGUGGAAAGAAACACUCAGAUUCGCAGAAGAGCUCCAAGCCCUCGGGUCAGAGACUCCUCAGAACCAGAACAUCGAUUGUACAAGAGAAUGCUCCUGAAGAUGGGCCAACCUUACUCAUGAACCAUCAAUCCUCCACAGAGCAAGUGAGUGCCGUUGACGAGUGGUGGAAUGCGACUCUACCCAAGAAGUCGUCCAAACAAGACUUGUUCUUGUGGAAGAAAGACGACGGAUUUAUUCCAGCAGAGCACGAGAAACUGGUGAAGAACUACGGGGGUAAAGCUGUUCCUAAAGGAUACAGGACCUUGUUCGACGAGCCUCCUCCCGACUCUGCUCCCAAGCAAAAAGGUGAUGAGGUUGCGCUUGGGGUCAAAGUUGACUGGACGGCAGUCUCAAAGAAGUUCAUAAGGAUAGAUGAAGACCCCAACCAAGACUCUGAGCCGACAACUGCGAUAGGACCUCCCGACUUUCGGGGAGUUCAUUUCCGACUACAAGGCAUGUCGGUUGGUCUUGCUGGCUCCCAGCUGAGGUUUCUCUGUCAGGAGCAUGAGCGGCUUCAGAGGGGGAGGACCAACGAGGUUGUGGGCACGAAGCGAUGUCGGCCGAGAGCUGCUGAAGAUCCAGCGAAAGCGCUUGCAUGGUCCUCAAGCGUUAAGCUGAUCCCCAGCCGUCUCAAAGCUCCCGAUGUGUCGACCAAGUGCAAAGCGAUCGCCAUGCUUGCUGAUGCGACUGAAGAGAUCCUCGAAGAAGAGCUGAUAGAGCUGAUUGAGAUGGGGAUGUUGGAGGGAAUGAUGCAGCUUUUCGAGGACGCUACUUCGCAGUCAAACGAAGAGAUCAAACAGUAUCUGCAAUCGACAAGACAAGGAAAUUCUCAAGAGAUGUCAAGACAUCUCAACUUGAUUCCCAUCUCUGUCAUGCGGAUCUUGCGUAAUGCGACUUGUCUGCUCCUGCAUAACUUCAACCUGCAACCCAGGGACGGGCAAAACAUUCGAAGGUGCCGGAAAGCUGUCUUUCCUCUCCUCUCACUCUACUUCUCAGCUCGUACGAUUGGCUUCCAAAGAAACAUGGAAGUUUUAUUGAGAUCAUGCUGUACUAUCCAGGACUGAUGAAAGCUGUUGUCGACAGUCUUUCUCAUGAGCAUCACAGUGUUCAAAACCAUGCGGCUCACGUCCUGACAAACUUCGCCACGUUUUCGGAUGAAUUCAAGAGAGAGUUUCUGGAUGACGAAUUGCUCAUGGAGACACUGAGAGUGCUUCU
Guillardia theta CCMP2712 is the source of this 1351-nucleotide messenger RNA. RefSeq lists its product as hypothetical. The record is from RefSeq and is a predicted model, not a curated record. Lineage: Eukaryota; Cryptophyceae; Pyrenomonadales; Geminigeraceae. The transcript has 12 exons. Bases 1 to 1200 code for a protein of 399 amino acids.